ACACAUGAUACUAGGUGCAAAACGACAUAAACAUAUGACAUAUAAUACAUACAAUUGCUCAAAUAAUUUCUAACAAGCCAAGUAUGCAGUCUCCCUCCAGUUCAUGCCGCCCUGUUCCUCUAAUAAUUUUCUACCUGCUCGUUUUGAUGUCUAACUUUGCUGAAGCCCGAAGAAGCUUGACGGGCCGGAUCAUCCCAGGCCCGGUUACCCAUAACGUUUCAGACGUUCCUGCAUUAUUCGUGUUUGGCGAUUCUACAGUUGACGCCGGCAACAAUAACUUCAUCAAAACCAUUACUAAAAGCAACUUUCCUCCUUAUGGCAGAGACUUCCCUAACCACAUUCCCACCGGACGGUUUACAAACGGCCGUCUCGUCACCGAUUUUUUGGCUGCAUACGUGGGCAUCAAAGAAUAUGUACCGGCGUACUUGGACCCAACCUUCGGCUUAGAUCAUCAAUUAAAGACCGGAGUUUGUUUUGCUUCUGCUGGAACCGGGUUCGACCCGCUUACUGCUCAAUUAAGCGGUGUAAUACCUAUAGAAAGGCAACUGGGGUAUUUUAAAGAGUACAAAGCCAAAAUGGAGGGCAAGAUUGGGAAGGAGAGGACCACAGAUAUGAUAAACAAGGGCUUGUUCGUAAUAAGUGCAGGCACCAAUGAUUUUAUCUUGAACUAUUUUGGUCCACCUAUUCGAAGCCAAACCUACUCCAUUUCUACUUACCAGGAUUUCUUACUUCAAAUUGCCCAACGCCUCUUGCAGGGUCUACUGGAGAUGGGUGCGCGGAGGAUUGGUUUUGUGGGGCUACCACCAGUUGGAUGCUUGCCAGCUGUCAUCACCGCCAACUCUCUCGACGCCUUCACGAAACGCGGCUGCAUCGAACGGCUGUCCUCCGUCGCGCGUGAUUACAACCGCUUGCUCCAGAGCAAACUGAAGAAGUCAACGCAAAGUCACGGUGCUAAAAUUGUUUACAUCGACAUAUACAACCCGAUUGAGGACAUGGUCAAAAACCCUCAGCAAUUCGGUUUGGAGAAAGUGAACAAGGGUUGCUGUGGAAGUGGAAUAAUAGAGACAGCAAUUUUGUGCAAUCCGUACUCUGUAAUUUGCUCCGACGAGUCAAAGUAUGUGUUCUGGGACGCCGUUCACCCAACUGAAGCUGCUUACUUUCAUAUCUUUCAGUCAGUUCGUCCGGCGAUUGAUCAGAUUUUUAUUUAACCAACCAUUCCAUUUCCACCUUAAUUAUUACAUAUAUUUAUUUUCAUUAUGAAUUGUUUGUACUAAUUCUCGACCCAUGUCAUUUUCUUUUACUUAUAACUUAUAUUCUUCUAUCUUUGUCAA
This is a messenger RNA of Erythranthe guttata (spotted monkey flower), 1331 nucleotides long. RefSeq names its product GDSL esterase/lipase At5g45960. The record is from RefSeq and is a predicted model, not a curated record. Gene Ontology annotation, molecular function: hydrolase activity, acting on ester bonds. Lineage: Eukaryota; Viridiplantae; Streptophyta; Magnoliopsida; Lamiales; Phrymaceae.